Messenger RNA from Cuscuta europaea, 2014 nucleotides. The record is from the annotation of a GenBank genome assembly. Lineage: Eukaryota; Viridiplantae; Streptophyta; Magnoliopsida; Solanales; Convolvulaceae.
CCCAGCCCAUCCAAAGCGUGUCCAACUAUUUCACUCACCUGCGGCGUCCUGAAGUCCUUAUGCAAUUGAAGAACGGAGGUCGAAGAGGAGCCUGGCAGCCUGCGACGAAACGACGAAGACUGAAGACGCUGUGAACUGCGAACACCAGCCGACCUGCAGCCACCAGCCGCGGCGCCGGAAGACGUCGCCCACUCGGCCGUCCUUUCUCUCCGGCUCUCCUCUCUGCCUGUAGCUCUUGAGCUCCGGCCUCUAGGGAAAAAUAAGUGGUCCUGCAAGUUCAUUCCGUAAAUUUGUCUCUAGUGAUGGCGUCAUCUUCUUCUCGUCUGCUCCGUGCAGGCUGUUCACUGUUCGGUAACCUUUUUCACAACUCUGCUGGGUUCAUGAGAGUGUCAAAUAAGGUUAUAUCCAAUGUUUUGUAUGCACAGCAACAAAGAACCUUUAUACAAAUGAGGACCAAGCUUAAAGUGGUUGACAAUUCAGGUGCAAAAAAAGUGAUGUGCAUACAAGCAUUGAAGGGAAAGAAAGGGGCACGAUUGGGUGACACCAUAGUUUGCUCAGUCAAGGAAGCACAGGCGGGCGGAAAAGUGAAGAAAGGAGAAGUCCACUAUGGUGUGGUUGUUCGUGCUGCAAUGCCAAAAGGCCGAUGUGAUGGGAGUGAGGUUAAGUUUGAUGAUAAUGCUGUUGUUCUUAUCAAUAAGCACGGUGAGCCGAUUGGGACCCGGGUUUCCGGACCGGUUCCACAUGAGCUUAGGAGGAAGAAACACCUCAAGAUUCUUAGCCUUGCUGAGCAUAUUGCUUGACCUAAGGAGGUCAUGCUCAUGCACUGUCUGCCCUUUCUGCCCAGAUGUCCUUUUGAAGUUUAGGAUUUUUUUACUUCCUGAAUUAAAAUGUUUCCGUUCUUCACAAACAAUGCGGACACAUUUAAUCCAGGACAUUAAAUUAUGCUAAACAUGUGGUUUGUUGUGGGUUGACUGGCAAGAUAACUAUGUAUAAGGUCUGAAAUUGCAUGAAGGAACAUGCUACUAAUCCAUGAAAUUUCAAAAGAUGACUUUGAAGAUGGUCUAGAUGGUCUGAACUCUGAAUGGAAAUGUGAAACGCAGUGUUGAGAAUCGGAAACAGAAUUGGAUCUGCAUGCAAGGGAUUUUCGGGUUGGUUCUCAAUUCUCAAAUCACUUCCGCUCUGGUUAUGAUAUUGGUUCCAAACUGAUCACAUAUGCUACUCAGCUACUCUCUUAUAAGUCGGUAUCACCAACUCUUAAAAUUUGGAACAAUUACAUAAACAUUUGUUUGGGUAAUGUUUUACCAUAAUAUUAUACUAUGUACUAGUAUUAUACCUGUGCGAUGCACAAGAAAAUUUUAUCAAUAUAAAGAAUUCAAGGAAAAGUGCGAAAAAGGUACUUGUGGUUGGGUCCGUUUUCAGAUAGGGUGAUGUGUUUUAUUCUUUAUCAAAGUAGUUCAUGUUUUUGAAUUCCGUUAUCACAAGAGGGUCACGUUGUUAAAAACGUCCAAAAAGAUCGUUAAAAGUAACUCUGAUUUUCCAAAGUUCUCGAAAAAUUAAAAGAAAAAUAUCGAAAAGGUGCACCUCGUCAAGAUGACAUCCAAACCACCUUCGCCUUUGGAUUGUUCAGAUAUGUUUGAAUUAUUUUUUAAAAAUGAUUUCUCUAAUAUCACUUUUCUGAUGGACUUACUCGUGACAAGGGUGGCUGAAAAUAAAAAAGAAAGAUGAUUUAGCGGUCGUCUUAUACUCUUAUUGAGGUGUACCUUCUGAUAUUUUUCUUUUAAUUUUUCGGACAUUUUUGAAAAUUGAAUUUACUUUUAACGGUCUUUGUCAGACGUUUUUAACAGUGUGACCCUUUUGUGAUAACGGAAUUCAAACACAUGAACCAUUUUGAUAAAGAAUGAAACACAUGACCUUAUCUGAAAACGGGUUCAACCACAAGUACUUUUUCCGUACAUUUCAUAAGAAUUUAUUCAUAUAAGAACACAUAUUUUGUCAUAUUAUAUAUGCGUGGAUG